Messenger RNA from Arabidopsis arenosa, 607 nucleotides. NCBI's taxonomy places the organism in Eukaryota, Viridiplantae, Streptophyta, Magnoliopsida, Brassicales, Brassicaceae. The record is from the annotation of a GenBank genome assembly.
CAGAUUUAUUUUCUGAAAGAAAACAUGGAGGAGACGAGCGAGAGUCUUGCCUGGUUAGAGAAAUACGAGAUCCAAGAAUUUCCGUUGAUCAGACUCGGAGAGACAUCGACCAUCGAUGACGACGUGGAAAUCAUAUUCAAACCACGAGACGACACAGCGGUGAGUUAUCAACGCCUGAUGUUGAGUUUUGACGAAGAUUUGCUUUAUAGGAGACGCGCGCUCGCAACCGCCUUUAAUUCCUUCGUCUGUCCGGUCGUUAAACCGAUCAAACCAGUGAUCCUCGUCAACUGUUUCCACUCAGAUUUUGUGGACCUCCGAGAAGAUCUUUUUCUCGGAGAAGUUUGUGAAGAGCAACGGACAUCUCUUAAUAAUAAUAAGACUCGAAAGAUACGAGACCCUCCUCCUCGAGUAUCUCGUCGAUCCUCACAGGUAUCUAGACCGAUUUAUCUCCGCCAUAGAUUUCUCCCACAGUCAAGGAAACAAUAUUCUUCUUCUCGACGCCAACGUUAAUCUUAUAAUUACGCGCACUCAUUUCAAAUUUAUCCACGAAUAUGUUUGUGUGUGUGUGUGUGUGUUGUAAAUAUCCUAAUAUAUAAUCGGAUGUUUA